This is a messenger RNA of Talaromyces amestolkiae, 468 nucleotides long. RefSeq lists its product as uncharacterized. Bases 1 to 468 code for a protein of 155 amino acids. The transcript has 2 exons. NCBI's taxonomy places the organism in Eukaryota, Fungi, Ascomycota, Eurotiomycetes, Eurotiales, Trichocomaceae. The record is from RefSeq and is a predicted model, not a curated record.
AUGGCUGCAGCUGGAAACAGUAACGGCAAUGCUAUGCAAGGCCUUCUGCCGGAGUCUGACAACCUCAUAACAUCGGAGAUAACGACGUUAGAGCAGACAUCACUCCACCUACAAUUGACGGAGGACUACCGCCCCGUCGCGGGCAAGGUCGGACUGGAAAUUGAUACAAGGAAGUGGGAGGUAUUCGCAUCGUUUGAGAACUAUAUUUCCACUCAUGUUGCAUCGCUUUCACCACAAGCCCCUUUUCGGAGUCGAGACAUCCUAGUCAAAAUCCUGUUCGACCGUCUACGAGCCGUCCAAGUUGACCUCGCUGCAAGAUCAAUGCUAAUACGUGAGACUCAUUCGCUCGAAACACACAUCCCAGGCACGGGUGAGAUCGUAUAUGGCAACGCCGAUUGUGAAAAUAGCAGUAACUAUGACAAUGACAAUGACUUCGAUGACGACUACGAAGACGACUACAGUGAUUGA